AUGUUGAGCAUAAGUGAAGCCCUUGUAGCAGUGGCUGUAUUUCUUCUAAUUACGCAGUUUUUAAAGUUGCAGCGAGUGCGGAAACGGUUUCCUCCCGGACCAGUCCCUCUCCCAAUCCUUGGGACACUGAUACAGCUGAACUUUCAGUUUAAUCGUGAUCUUCUCAUGCAGCUGGCAAAAAUUCAUGGCAACAUCUUCACCUUAUGGUUUGGAUGGGCCCCAGUGGUUAUACUGAACGGAUUUCAAGCAGUGAAGGAUGGCAUGACCACACACCCUGAAGAUGUUUCUGGCAGGCUGGUAUCACCUUUCUUCAGAGCAAUGGCCAAAGGAAAAGGGAUUAUGUUGGCAACUGGUCACACCUGGAAGCAGCAGAGGAGGUUUGCUCUGAGGACUUUACGCAACCUUGGUCUGGGGAAAAGAGGUCUGGAGUACCGAGUGCAAGAAGAAGCUCACUACCUGGUAGACUUCUUUGCAAGUAUGAAAGGGAAACCUGUGGAUCCUUCUUUCCCUCUGGUCCAUUCUGUCUCAAAUGUAAUUUGUGCUGUCGUGUUUGGACAUCGUUUCUCCAGAGAGGAUGAGGGCUUUCAUGAGCUGAUCAAAGCUACAGAACAUCUCUUCAAGUUUGGGGGAAGUUUUAUCCAUCAUCUCUAUGAAAUCUUCCCCUGGCUGAUGAGCCGCCUCCCUGGGCCUCACAAGAAGGCGCUGGCUUGCUAUGAUGUCCUGAGCAACUUCACACGGAGAGAGAUCCAGAUGCACACAGAGCGUGGGGCACCAGAGGAGCUGCAGGACUUCAUUGACUUCUACCUGGAUCACAUUGAAAAAUCCAAAGAUGAACCCAGGUCAACAUACAAUGAAGACAACAUGGUUUAUUCUAUAAACGACCUUUUCUUGGGUGGAUCAGAGACAUCAAGCACUACUUUGAACUGGGGCCUUCUCUAUAUGGUGGCAAACCCAGACAUCCAAGAGAAGGUGCAGAAGGAGCUGGAUGCUGUUCUGGGUCCCUCCAAGGUAAUCUGCUAUGAGGAUCGGAGAGAGCUGCCCUACACAAACGCUGUGAUCCAUGAGAUCCAACGCUUCAGCAACAUCAUUUCAGUUGGCAUGCCCAGGGUGUGUGUGAGGAACACAACCUUGCUUGGCUUUCCCCUCAAAAAGGGCACCAUAGUUCUUCCAAAUAUUGCUUCAUCUUUGUAUGACCCAGAGCAGUGGGAAACACCUCGACAGUUCAACCCUGGUCACUUCAUGGAUAAGGAUGGAAACUUUGUGGCUCAAGAAGCCUUUUUACCAUUCUCAAUAGGGCACCGGGUGUGUUUGGGGGAGCACUUAGCCAGGACCGAGCUGUUCAUUUUCUUUGCCAGCCUGCUGCGGGCGUUCACCUUCCGCCUGCCCGAGGGAGUGACCACGGUCAGCACGGAGCCCGUCAUGGGGGGCACUCUGCAGCCCCACCCCUACAGGCUCUGUGCCAUCCCACGCUAG
Molecule: messenger RNA, 1473 nt
Organism: Pyrgilauda ruficollis (rufous-necked snowfinch)
Lineage: Eukaryota; Metazoa; Chordata; Aves; Passeriformes; Passeridae
Product: cytochrome P450 2J4-like
Exons: 9
Coding region: 1-1473 (490 amino acids)
Biological process (GO): arachidonate metabolic process; xenobiotic metabolic process
Cellular component (GO): cytoplasm; intracellular membrane-bounded organelle
Molecular function (GO): oxidoreductase activity, acting on paired donors, with incorporation or reduction of molecular oxygen, reduced flavin or flavoprotein as one donor, and incorporation of one atom of oxygen; heme binding; iron ion binding
Source: RefSeq, a predicted model, not a curated record